Pseudomassariella vexata is the source of this 2649-nucleotide messenger RNA. Its product is annotated as high-temperature-induced dauer-formation protein-domain-containing protein. Gene Ontology annotation, cellular component: membrane; Golgi medial cisterna; Golgi trans cisterna. Bases 1 to 2649 code for a protein of 882 amino acids. The record is from RefSeq and is a predicted model, not a curated record. NCBI's taxonomy places the organism in Eukaryota, Fungi, Ascomycota, Sordariomycetes, Amphisphaeriales, Pseudomassariaceae. The transcript is spliced from 5 exons.
AUGGGUGCCAGCGACUCCAAGCUAGUUUUCAAGAAGGGCAUAUUCAGGCUGUCAGAGGAGCGACACAUCCCCGCCGAUGAUGCAUACUGGACUUCGUUCUGGGAGCUCCCAGAGUCAUCAGAGGAUGUCUUCAGCCUGUUUUCGCCCUCCGAUAUCCGAAGAACCAGAGACAAUGCCAUAGAGAAUCUAGAGACGCUAAUACUCGCCGUGACAUCCCGGCUAUUCAUACUGCGCCAUCACCCAUCGUUUCCUGACCCCGAACUUGCGCCCGAAAGAGAUGCCCUCAAUUGCAUCAGAAUACUGACUCGGAUCUUGCCCUACAUAUAUGAGGUCGAUCCUCUCCAAGCCUGGGAGGAACGGUUCUUCUGGGGAGCGAGGAGGAAACGAACUAGACGCGCCGUCAUUGCGAACGAGGUGCUCUUUGAUGAAGCCCAACCAGAUGAACCCGAUGUAAAAGCAUCGGCGGAAGAGUACGAGGACGCAAAGCCGUUGGCAGAGGAAUUGAUAGAUACUCUGAUCGAUCUGUUGUUUUUCUCGGAUCUGACGGGUCCGAAACAACCCCAUGGAAAUCCGAAGGUCACCUACGCAAUUUGGCAGAGUGGCGUUGGCUGCAAUACAGCAGUCGCAACAACGAAGGAAUAUGAAAGCAACCGUUGCGAGAUACUGCGCUUGCUCCUGACCUUGGCCGGUCAUAGCAUGUAUAUGUCUCCUAAUGUACUGCCAACCAGGGGGACCAGGGCUCUGACGUAUAUUUGCACAUGCUCGGACAAGCAGGUAGUACUCUCGGUACUCUGCUCCUUGCUCAAUACGACCCUUAAAUACAACCCGGCGACCUGGAGAGUUCCGUACAAUACGUUGGUAUUCAAAGAUCCCAAGGAAAUUCUGGUUACGUACACGUUACAAUUCCUGCUGGUGACCGUACUUUACCCUAUUCCAGAGUCAAUUUCGGGUUUUGCGCCAAAGAACUUUUACCGCCAUUUUCUGGGAAGACUACACCGGCCCCAAGACUUCCAGUUCAUCGUCGAUGGUAUGACCCGAAUAUUGAACCAGCCAUUCCAGGCCAACACGUCAUAUAUACCCGGUACACAGACGACGACAAAGUUCUCGCCUGAGAUCAUUAUGCUCUUCUGGGAAAUAACCCAGUGCAACAAGAGGUUCAGGUCCUACAUGAUUGACACUGAGAGGGCCCACGACUUUGUCAUUCUUAUUUUGUUUUACGCAACAGAGUACAAGGAAGACGCAUCCAAGCAAGGCGUUGUGCGGAUGUGUGUCUUCUUGUUGCAAACGCUGAGUGUUGAAAAGAAGUUUGGAGUCAACUUAAACAAGAACUUCGACGCGCAGGAAACUUUGCCCCAGGUCAUCAGGAUACCGGGUUUCAAAGGCACCUAUGCCGAUUUCUUGAUUCAGUCGAUAUACAACCUCAUCGCUACCAGUCAAGGCAAAUUGUCUGCCAUCUAUCCAGCACUACUCGCUGUGAUUAACAACAUCGCAGCCUACCUCGAAGGCAUUAACGGAACGACCUGUUCCAGGUUAAUGCAGCUCUUCACAUCAAUGUCGUCUCCUUCGUUCCUCCUGGCCAACGAGUCCAACCAUGAUCUGUUGAGUUCGCUUCUCGAGUCAAUGAAUGCCAUCAUUGAACACCAAUACAAGAAGAAUGCCAAUUUCAUGUAUUCCAUCUUGAAGAACAAUAAACGCUUCGAGGCUCUGCGAUCAUUCACGCUGGAAAGUGGACAGGAGGAGAUAGAGCGACGGAAUCGUCGGAGGAAGGAAUCCGGUCAACCCAUCGAUCCUUUUGACACGAGCUCGAGAAGCUCUGUAGACAGUUUACGAAGUCCUACCUCAACGCAACCGAGGACUUCGACUUUGAGCGACGUGCCCGAAGAAGACGGCACUUUUGCAAUAGGGGACGAUGACGAGGAUAGUGAUGAAGAUGAACGACCAACACCAGCACAAUCGAGCCCCAGCGAGAACCCCUCUCGUGCUUCGUCAGUAGUCGAUAUAGACGAUGCAGUGCCGACCCAACUCAGGGGCAUGUCGGAGAAGGCUAGGGGAAAGAUGCCCGCAGGGACCGCGACCUUUUCUAGGCAAAAUAGCACCACAAGUCUGAGUAGCUACUCGGCAGCUGGGCAGUCGGCAAUGGGCGUUUUUGAGCCUUCCACACAUUGGAUUGAGAGCUGGCUUCCAGAACUGCCUCUGCACACGGUUCUCACGGUAAUUCAGCAGCUGACAGCUCUCAUCACGAGACAGGGGUUGAGCGCUGAUGCAACAGCAUCUACGACCCUGAAAAUUAUACAAAAUGUGGAUUUGGUCGGUAUCGAGCCAUCGGCGGUGCGGGUCCACUCGUUCGAGUGGUCGCCAUUAGCAUUGGGAUGGUACGAGUCGCUGGUCUGGAGCUUCGUGUUUGCGAGCGAGAUGCAGGUCGCCAAGGGUACAGUAGGCAUCUGGAACGGGACCUCGAUCAAGCUAUUCAAGGUGCAAGAAACAGCAGCGGAGGGUCCAACACUAACUUCGCCCCGUGGAGCUGUUGAUGCGGUUGGUAGUAAUAUCGUAUCGAGAAUUGGGUCGAUGAAUUUAAGAGGGGUGUCCGGCGCUCCUGGUACCUCAGGCUCGACCGGGAGCCUAGCGCUGCAAAGAAGCAGCACGAGUUAG